AGUCUGUUUUGGCUGGCCCUGGCUUAUCGGUUUAGAGGUUCACUGGCGCGAAGGUGCUUGACAUUCUUGGAAUUGCUUCAUGAGCGGGAAGCACAAGGUUGCGAUGCCCGCAGACGGCCCGGACGAGAGGUCGCGCGUGCCGAAAUCCAUGAUUUUCAAGCGCGGAAAGGUCGGUUUUAACUUGAGCAAUCUAGUCGCCGACCUUCGUCUGAUUAUGUCUCCCAAUACGGCCAUGAGGCUCAAGGAGAGGAAGAAGAACACGUUGAGAGAUUACAUAGAGGUGGCCAAGAUUUACGACGUGACCCACUUGAUGAUCGUCAGCGCCACUGAGUUGAGUACUUAUUUUCGAAUCGUGAGAUUGCCGCAAGGACCUACAUUUUCUUUUGAAAUUACGAGCUACUCUUUGGUUCGGGACGUCCAUCUUGCCCAGUCUAGGCCCCAUACGAUCAAGAGCGAGCACAUGAGGCCUCCCGUUUUGAUCCUGAGCGGUUUUUCGGGAUGCGACAAACACGUGGAGCUGGUGAGGUGCGCGUUCCAGGAGAUGUUUCCGCCUCUGAACGUGAAGCGCGUGCGUCUCAACUUGGUGAAGCGCGUGAUGCUCGUGCACUACGACAAGGAUUCCCAGUGUUUUGAGCUGCGGCACUACUUGAUUGGCCUGGAAAAGCUGGGUUUGACGAAGGGCAUCAAGCAACUGAUCAAAAAAAAAGUGACUGAUUUGGGCCAAUUUAAAGACGUUUCCGAAUUCGUGCUGAACCAGGCGACGACCACCGAGAGCGACGCCGAGGAUCUGGCCAACUCGGACCGCGUCAUCGAGGUACAGAGCUCGUCCGACACAGCGGGAAAAAGCGCGAUUCGCCUGUCGGAAUACGGUCCCAGAAUGCGCCUCAAACUGAUCAAAAUCCAAGAAGAAAUCAACGACGGACUCGUUUUGUACCACUCUUACGUGAGCAAGACGCCCGAAGAAAUCGAGCAGUUGAGCCAGCUGAAGAAGAAGAAGGAGAGCGUGAAAAUGCAGCGCAAAAGGGAGCAAGAGCUCAGAGUUCAAAAGAGGCUGGAAGCGUCUUCCAAGAAAAAAAAUGACGACGAUUCACCGCCUGCUGUCGAUGACGUAGAAUGGUAUAGAAGAGAAGUCGGGGAGGAGCCGACGCCCGAAGAGAAGGCAGAAUUGAUGGCAAGUCAGCAGCAGACAGCGCAGGGGAAGAAAAGCUUCAACCCGAAGUGGAUUCGAAAGCGCAUGCGUCCUUCUCAACAAGACCCCCCCCCAGCCAAAAGGGCCACCUGAGAUUUCUCGCGAAAGAGUUUGCAAAAUUUAUUUUUCUUGGCACUUUUGCGCUCGCGCUCGACAAGGGUCGCGAAAUGCCAGGCCGUGUCGCGCCGUGCUACGGCCGCGGUGUGUAAAUUGUGCGCGAGAUUUUUUUCCAGAGGGCUUCGGCGCCAGCUCAGACGACCCGACGCGACGGGCGCGCUCUAACGUUCGUAGCCAGAAAUGGUGCGCGCGAAGGAGAGGGAGUGACCGUUUAACAUAAUUUACACAUUGUAAAAAUAAUUUGUACACAAAUAUAUUUUUGUGUUUGCGUGUU
Molecule: messenger RNA, 1580 nt
Organism: Schistocerca gregaria
Lineage: Eukaryota; Metazoa; Arthropoda; Insecta; Orthoptera; Acrididae
Product: suppressor of SWI4 1 homolog
Exons: 2
Coding region: 80-1282 (400 amino acids)
Biological process (GO): rRNA processing; ribosomal large subunit assembly
Cellular component (GO): preribosome, large subunit precursor
Molecular function (GO): rRNA binding
Source: RefSeq, a predicted model, not a curated record